AUGAAUGUUGUUAGAUCGUACCUCGACAUCAUGAAAGAUGUUCCUGUUCUUUCAUCCAGCAACGAAUUGGACAAAGUUGUCUUGAAAGCAUCCAAUAACUAUGUGAUAGCUUUUGCACUCACCUCCUUAAAUGAAAAGGAACUGUACCUUUCAGACUUGGAGAAUUACCUGAAGGCACAAUCUUGUAACAAUGGAGAGCAAAUAAGUUAUGAUCAAAACUCCUCAAAGAAGACAGAUAAAUGGUUUUCAUCAGGAGAUGCAACUGUAUUGACCAGGGAAACCAUACAGGCCUUUCUAGAUUUUAAAGAAGCCAAUAAAGGAAGAACGAACAUUGAAUUUUGCAUUGCAUCAAUCCCAGAUGAACUCAGCACUGCCUCUUCAAUUCAUGUUUAUGAAAGAGGGAGACUCAUCAGCUCACAGUAUGAGCUUCCCUCAAAACCACCAACGCCAGUUUUCUUGAGUGCUGAGCAUGACUGCAUACAUCUGCAAAUCAAACCUCCUGACCGCGGUGUUAGCUGUGUGGACUCGUACUGUAUUUCAUAUCAGUCUGCACAAAGCUCUGAAUGGACAGAGAUGUAUACUGAUGGGGUUUCUGAUCAGGUCACUGUCAAGCAGUUAAAACCACAGAAAGAGUAUUGUUUUACCUGCAAGGCUGUGUGUCGUCCAGGAGUAAGUCUGACAAGUGACACAACAUCAUUCUUCAGGACUCGUCCAUGUGCUCCUCCUGGAGCACCUACAGUAAAACAAGCAGAAUCUGAGUCUGCAACUGUAGUCUGGGAUGUUCCUACAUCUGUGGGUGAGGAUGUUCUGGUCACAGGAUACGUGUUGGAGUUCAGAGAAUGCACAAAGGAUCAGGAAAAUGAAAAGCCUUGGAAGUCUGUGAAAUCUACAAACAGGGAGUGCACUCUUCAGGGACUGAAACAAGACACAAUUUACACAGUCAGAGUUUUUGCAAGCUGUGGAAAUGAUGGAAUGAGUCUCCCCAGUCCUGAAACUGUGUUUUCGGCCAGUUUUAAGGGUAAAGAAACAAAUAAGGAUGGGAGUGCUUUGUUCUUGAAUCAAUCUUCACGAAUAAAAAGGGGUAAUCCAUCAAUCCAUUCACUGAUACUACACCAAAAAAUGGCAGAGAAUGUGCAGGAAAAACCACGCUCAUCAAUGUGAUGGCCAAUUACAUACUGGGCGUAAAGUGGCAGGAUGCAUAUCGCUUCAAACUAAUCAAUGAAGUGACCAAUCGCACACAAGCC
Molecule: messenger RNA, 1244 nt
Organism: Onychostoma macrolepis
Lineage: Eukaryota; Metazoa; Chordata; Actinopteri; Cypriniformes; Cyprinidae
Product: titin-like
Exons: 2
Coding region: 1-1161 (386 amino acids)
Molecular function (GO): protein binding
Source: RefSeq, a predicted model, not a curated record